CUAAAUCUACAUAUCUGCGCAUCCUCUGUAUCAAUUGGUUGCUCCUGUCAUUGAAUUAGCAGCCGUCAUUUAUUUUGACAGGCGUCGAGUACUUUUUUCUCUAACCUAUACGCCCAUGCCUUAUUUUAGUAACAUCUAUUAAUAAUUUAGAUUCUAGAAAACAUUUUUAAAGCUUAAAGAUGCAAUGUCUUGCUCGCAAGAUUCUUAAAAGUAGAACAGUGGAUGCAAUUACGAAUCAAUGGUAGAGGUUAGAAUUAUGCGUAAUCGAUAUUUACGUGUCCAAAGAUAGAAGGAAUUUUGUAUUAAAGUACAAUCGAGAAGAUGGGGCCUCCACCGGUAGUAACGGGAAUAUCUCCCAAAGAAGGACCACCAGGAACCCGUGUGAUUGUUCGCGGUGAAUUCCUGGGAAACAAAGUGCAAGAUCUCAUAGGUCUAACGAUAUGUGGGUGCGAUUGUCUUUUAUCCGCGGAGUGGAAGUCCAACAAUAAAAUUAUUGCCAGAUCGGGACCUUGCAAAGGUCGUGGUGACAUUAUAGUAACUACUCGCAGUGGAGGUCAAGGAACUUCUACAGUACAAUUCCGUGGUUAUCAUGAAACCAUAGGACCUAUGAAAGAGUCCGCUGUAUGGGUAGAAGAAGCUCCUAUGCAAAGUUUUGUAUGGGGAAGAAGAACACUUUCUCCAACAAAUUAUCAGCAGGAUGAUCCAUUGGGUCUCAGUGUGGAAGGCAAUGACAAAAAGUUUCCUGAAGAUGAGCUGAUGGAGCUUUUUGGAGAAGGUAGUGGAGAUCUUACAAGUGAAAAAUUUCAUCCUGGCUGGUUUUUAUUGCAGCACCAUCAUGCUACCACUUUUGAAGAUUUGAAAGCUGGAUUGGCAUAUCUUAAAAGAAAAGUGAAUUCUCAGAAAGAGGGUCAAUUAUCAUUUCUGAAGGCCAAUGUGGGGUCAGUAAUGGAACAAUUGGACACGAUAAUGUUACUAAAAGAACAGUUCGAAACAGAUAUAAAAAAUUAUGGUAGCGAUCCUACCGUGAAAUUAGAAAAGGCUAUACAGCAAUCCAUGUCAGAGGCUAAUAAAUUAUUCGACGAUGUAUUAGCAAGAAGAGAUAAGGCGGAUGCAACGAGAAAUGCUCUAGCUGUAAUGCAGCGAUACAAGUUUCUCUUUUGUAUGCCAAUUAACAUAGAAAAAAAUAUAAAACGAGGCAAUUACGAUCUUGUAAUUAACGACUAUGCUAGAGUAAAAAAUUUAUUCAAAAAUACGGAAGUCGAAGUCUUUAAACAAGUAUUACAAGAAAUUGAUGAUAGAGUCGAGAAAUUGAAAGUAUUUCUGAGAAAGAAGCUCGAAGAAAUGCCUUUCAGUUUGGAAGAACAUAAGAAGAUAAUUAGAAACCUUGUUAAUUUGGAAGCUGAUGGAGAUCCAGCUUGGGAUGCGAUAGUAUCGCAUGCAAAUUAUUUGAAGAAAAGUAUUACUGCUUGCGUGCAAGAACAUUUGGAGAUAGACAAUUCAAGUGAUGACGAUUUAAACAAAAAAUUGAUGCAGAACAACAAACAAGUGAAAUCGAACAAAAACGAUGGAACUAUUCCGCCGCAAAUAUCGUGUAUCGAAGCAAUUUGCAAUGUCGUCGUUGAGCAAUUACCAGAUCUAUGGAGAUUGGGUCAGAGUUAUUUCACGGGACAGUUGCAUGUUGCCGUGGAUGCGGAGAAACAAACACCUUUCAAAAACCUAGUGCUGUCAAGUAUGCAAUAUGCCAUGGAAGCUAUGAGGAACACAUGUAGCAACGAUUUAGAUGCAAUAUGGCUUUUGCAUAUUUUGCGCCGAAUUAGACAAAUGUAUGCUUCGUUGAUUCAUUUGGACUUGCCAAGCGAUGCACUGGACAUUUUUGGGAAACUUAUACUGGAUUUGAGAUUGCAGUGCUUUACUGCUCUCUUUAAGCAAACAGCUGAAAACAUAUCAAUUUUGUACAAAAAAGAAACUUGGCAGAUCGAAUACUUGAACGAAGACGGUGGCGUCACAAGAGUGCCAUAUCUAUUUGAGGAAAUGACCAGGGAAGUUGCAAAGCGAGCGCGAGACACGGUAGUUGCUUGCGGCCCACGAGAAGGAGCAUUGUUUGCUAAUCCUGCCCAGCAACAAUUAUACUAUAACUCUAUUAAAACAUUGUUCACAUCGUUCGCGCGAUGCUUGCAGCAGUUGGCAUUCAGCGGCUGCGAGGAAGCCCUAGAGGACGAUGAACAAUCAGUUUCCCAACUAGUCGGUUCUCCUUCAGGAUAUACUAGCAAGGGCAAUAAACACCAAGGCCCGACAUGGGAACAAUGCCUCUUGAUCUCAUUAAGUAAUAUUCGUUAUACACUGAACACCAUCCUACCAAAAGUUCGGGACUCAUUGAAAGAUCUGGAUUACCCGAACUUGUCGAAUGCGGUGGGAUGGAAUUCUGAUUGGACGCAGCUGGAAACAUUGGAUACGGCUGUGUUGGACGCGUACUUGGAACGUCGUUGUGAUCCAUUGGUCGGUACGAUCGAACCAAGCAUGUAUCUCGGUGGUUUGGAAUGGGACUUUGAAACCGAACCGACUCAUGUGAGACCGUACGCGCAGGAGAUACUAGCGAAUCUAAUCGCGGUCCAUGCCGAAGUGCGUCGUGUAGCGCCAGCGCUGUUGCACAGGGUACUCUCUCACAUCGUAGAAACCGUAGCAGAAGAACUUGCAAGACUUAUGUCCUGUGUAACGCAAUUUCGACCUGCCGGAAUUGUGCAAGCAAGGACCGAUAUCAUACUUUUACGAAACGCCUUGUAUUCUUACAAUACAACUAGAGCCAAAAAUUUCUUCGAGGAGGCGUUGGACGCAAUACCCCCGCCCGUCAGCAAAGAAGAUCGAGUACGUAUAGACAUGCUGCUGUCAAAAGUGGUAACGUCCAUGCAGUUGCAAUUAUCUUGUCUUGCCAGCGAUACAACAAGUAAUACUCCAACAAUGUUAGCCGAUCCUAAUCGUGUUACCACUGUCUAGUUGUAAUAGUAACUUAGAGAACUAAGUAAGUAAUUUAUUAUAAUGACCGUUAUAUUUUUGUACCGUAAACAGUAGGGUUCUCUGUAUUCCAGUCCCUAAACUCGUUGCUAUUUGUCUCGGAUAAACGUAAUGAAUAUCAGCCUGAGAUGUAAAACUAAAUAAAUAUGACGUGAUGAACUGGAAAAAUAAGUAUCGCUUGUUAUAGAAAUCGAAUGAAGUAUUGCAUAUAAAAAUAUUAUAUCUGCUUUGAUUA
Molecule: messenger RNA, 3244 nt
Organism: Hylaeus anthracinus
Lineage: Eukaryota; Metazoa; Arthropoda; Insecta; Hymenoptera; Colletidae
Gene: Sec5
Product: exocyst complex component 2
Exons: 11
Coding region: 322-2991 (889 amino acids)
Biological process (GO): Golgi to plasma membrane transport; exocytosis
Cellular component (GO): exocyst
Source: RefSeq, a predicted model, not a curated record